This is a messenger RNA of Lytechinus variegatus (green sea urchin), 1474 nucleotides long. RefSeq names its product inactive C-alpha-formylglycine-generating enzyme 2-like. Gene Ontology annotation, cellular component: endoplasmic reticulum. Bases 72 to 1190 code for a protein of 372 amino acids. The record is from RefSeq and is a predicted model, not a curated record. Lineage: Eukaryota; Metazoa; Echinodermata; Echinoidea; Temnopleuroida; Toxopneustidae. The transcript has 9 exons.
CGAACAAUCAGAAAUAAACACCAUUUGGUCCCAUUUGGUAUAACUUUGUCGAUCCUGCUCGAUAAACGAAGAUGAGAGCAUUCGUAUUUUACUCAACCCUUACCUGUGUGAUGCUUGUAUCGAUGUCCCAUGCCUUAUCUAAAGAUGAAGUUCCUGCCGAUCCUGAGUAUGAUAAGUAUGAAGAUAUGAUUGAAUUGCCUGGAGGAAAGUUCACGAUGGGGUCAUCGAAAGCAGAUGGUAAAGACGGAGAAGGUGUCCAGAGAAAGGUCACUGUAAAACCUUUUAAAAUCAACAAGUAUCCUAUCACUUCUGCAUCAUUUAGGAAAUUUGUGAGAGCAAAGAAAUACAAGACCGAUGCUGAGAAAUACACAUGGAGUUUUGCAUUUGAUGCCUUUGUUCCUGAGGAUAUUAAGAAUACCAUUGAACAAAGGUUACCUAGCACACCUUGGUGGAUUCCUGUUCAAAAUGCUUAUUGGAGACAGCCAGAAGGUAAAGGAAGUGGGAUUGAGAAGCGAUUGAACUAUCCGGCCGUUCAUAUCAGCCAAGUCGAUGCAAGAACAUUCUGUCAGUGGCAUGGAUGGAGACUACCUACUGAAGCAGAAUGGGAGUUUGCUGCACGAGGGGGUCUGGAAGGAAAAGAAUAUCCAUGGGGGAACAAAUAUGAGAAGAAUAGGAUGAACAUAUGGCAGGGCAAAUUUCCCGAAGAAAAUACCAAAGCUGAUGGUUAUCACGGCGUUGCUCCUGUAGAUGCUUUCGAACCUCAAAAUGAGUAUGGUCUAUAUGAUAUGAUUGGUAAUGUUUGGGAGUGGACGUCAACUAAAUUCAGUGCCAAUCCCAGUUCAAAAGACGAUGCCCCUUCAGGAGACGAGGACCCCUCCAAGACCCGCUACGUCCUGAGAGGGGGGUCAUAUAUCGACUCAAAGAACGGGAAGUUUAACCAUGCUGCUAGAGUCACUACAAGGAUGGGUAAUGAAGCAGAUGCUGGCUCGGAUAAUUUAGGAUUCCGCUGCGCCGUUUCUUUGCCGACUGGUACGAGUGAGAAGAAACCAAAGGGAAAGAAGAAGGAUGCGGAUAAAAUUGCGAAAGAGCAGACAGUUACAGAGCUUCCUGAAGGUGCAAAGGUUGUACGACCAAACCCAGCAGAUUUAAAUGGCAAAGGAAAAAAGAAGCAGAAUCGAAAUGAACUAUAAUGAAACUUUAUUUUAGUAGAUUUGUUAUUAACUAAUUCAAUUUUUUUAGCAAUAAGUUCAGAGAAAGAGGUUUUCAGUACUGUCUUUUUCAAAGAUUUGUUUCUAUUUCAUUGAAAAAUUAUUUCAAAAUCUCGGGAUAUAUAGAGUUAACUAACAACUUUCAUGAUGCAUUGAAAAAACAAUCCAUUUAUUGUCCUAAGUAUGAGGCACUUCUUAUGGUAAAAGCUGUGCCAGAUUGCUUGACUUUUAUUCAGUCUAUUUUAAUUUUUCCUUUGCACAACUAC